UUUUUUCUUAUUACUUGGGCAAUUUGAUUUUUGUGAAAUCCAUAGUAGAAGUCUUUAUCAAACCUACCAUUAAGGUUGUCCACGGGUUGGUCUGGGUCGGGUUUGUGCCCAACCCGAAACCGACCCGAUCACUUCAGGUUUUCCAUGCUUAGACCCGCCGUCGACCGGUGAACGGAGUUGGUUCGGGUGGUCGAAUUUUCGUUGGGUUCAGAUCGGUCCUCGAUCGGUUUCGAGUUGUGCGAAAAUCUGCUGGAUUUUGCCAAAAGUCACCGGAUCUCGACGGAUCUUGAAGAGAUCAGGCCGAUCUCGACGAGAUCUGGCCGAAUCUCGAUGAGAUCUUGGCAUAUCUUGAAGAGAUCAAGCCGAAUCGCAACAGAUCGAGCAGUAAAUGGGCGAUUUUCCUUCGAGUUCAGGCCGGAUCUCAACAGAUCAGACAGAAAAUGUGUGAUUUUCUGGUCAAAUACUGUCGGGUCAGUUAAAUAUUGGUUUCUCAGCCUCAAACCCGCCAACCGACCCGCCGUUUUCGAGUUCAAGGAGUAGAGACCCGCCGCCGAUCCGUCACCGGCGUCGAGUCGGCCGGUUCUUGGGCCUGAUCAGACAUUUGGGGCAAGUGGGUCGGGUUCCGGAUCUGGCUGGACAGCCCUACCUACCAUCCAAACUAUUACAAAACCAUCAUUCGUUCCUAAGGUACUCUGAAUCUCUGAUUCCCACCCAUAAUGGUAAUGUGUGGUGAGUGGUUCUCAAGGAUCUACGGCAAAGUCGGGAAAUGGUAUCACGAUUAUAUCUUCUUCUCAAAGGCUGUGCCAUUCAUCUUUGGAUUGAUUGUGAGCCGUAGCAUGAUCAACUUGGCAGUGGUGGAGAUGUUAAUUGAUUGCCUCGGUUUCAUCGGGAAGAAGAAGAAUUCCAUCAAUUUGCAAACAGCUGCAACAAUCGUAAAUCUUCAGAACGGCAUAUCAACCGUGUCAGCAGUUAUUGUUGCGUAUAUUGCAGAUUCCUAUUUAAAAUGUUUCACAACGAUUGUCAUCUGCGCUUUGUCCUACACUAUGGGAUUGAUGCUGUUAUGGCAUUCAGUCAAUUCUCGAAGUAUCCGUAUCCAAUAUGGACCUAUUUAUGUUGCAGCGUUGGCUGUAGCACUAGGUAAAUAUGGCCUAGAUUCAAUCCUAAGAGAAUUUCUUUCUAAACAGUUGAUUGAGGGAGAAAAUGAAAAUUCCAACGAAAGUGAAGCCCACAUAGAGGGUCAUACAAAUGUUUGGUGGUGUAUUGCUUCGAUUUCUGGAUCUGCCAUUGCUGUCUUUUACCUUUCAAAUGUAAAAUGGGAUAGAACCCUCUUAGCUUCCGGCGUGGUGAUGGGAGCAUCUCUUUUAUUGUUCUUCUGUGGCUUCAAAUUUUACUGUCCCAAAAGACACAAAAGGAACUCCCAUGUUAUUUUCAAAGUCUUCAAGGCAGCUAUAUCCAAACGUUAUCUCCCCUACCCUGGUACACCAACUCAAUUAUCUUGGAAAUCUGAACCAAAUCUAAAGUUGUACGAAGAGAAAAAUAGUCAAAUACUAUUGUUGCCAAAAGUUUUUUGGUUCAGGUGGUUAGACAAAGCUGCUGUGACUGUAGAAAAAACCUCAAGCAGUCCGCAGGAAGAGGAGAAUCUUUGCUCAGUUGAACAAGUGACCCAAGUAAAGUGCUUUUUGACAUUGAUACCUUUGUGGACAACCUUUUUAGCCUAUAGUUUGGUCCAGGCUACCGGAAAUACUUUCUUUAUUGAACAAAGUAGCAACUUGAAAAAUACGUUUACUAAAAAAAAUGUCAGGGUUCCUCUAGCUGCUUUCUUCAAACUCAAUUCCUUUCUACGCUUCAUAAUCCCGCAUCUGUUUUGGUCAGAGAAAGCAAGAAAUCCCAAAGUCACACUGGUGAGAAUUGGUGUUGGGAUGAUUUGUUCUAUAUUGUGUUGCAUUGCAGCUUGGCAGGUGGAGGUCCACAGAUUGAAAGAAAUUAAGAGACUUUAUCCUAACAAGCCAUCUGAGACUGACACCAUCUCCAUGAGUAUCCUCUGGUUACUUCCACAAUUUAUUUUGCUGGGACUAACGGAGGGACUUGUUGAAGAAGGGCUCCAAGAAUUUUUCAUUAAGCAUGUCACUGAAUCGAUGUGGAAUUCUGGGCCAUUGUUGACUGGAUGUAUAUUAAGUUUCGGAAAUUUCUUCAGCAUACCUUGUGUUCAACUAGUAAGAAGCUGGUUCAAGGCCACCAUAAACGACAGUCAUCUGGAUAGGUAUUUUCUGACUUUAGCAAUACUAAGCUCUGUGUUCCUUUGCUUUUAUGUGUACGCUUCAAUAUCUAACUCCAAGUAUGCCGACAUAAGAGAUUUAUCAAAGGAAGCAGAAUUAGCCCCUAAUGUUUCAAUGGAAGGAGGAGAGAUGAAAGAUGAAAUGUUGUUGGCUUCUUCCUCUGCUCGAAACACACCUUUAAAUGAGGACUUGGACGAUUAUUCUGUCCAACCUUCUCCUCUCCUUUCCUCUCAUCCCCAUCCAUCUCACUCUAUUUUAAACAUACCCCAAGGAGAUGGUGUUGAAGACUAUACCGAACCCCUGCCGACUAGGAACCACUUAUGGACAAAGGUGUCCAUAGUCAUGGCCUCCACUCGCCACCUCUACUCUCGCUUAGCAAAUGUUGAAAUGGUUGGUAUGCAAUCUUCCCCGGAUGUACACUAUGCUGAAUCUAUGGAGACUCUCCCCUUGCAGUCCCACGCAUCCACUGAAGCUGAGGAGGUAAUCUAUGAUGAUGAGCCUAGGAACUAAGUUCCACGGUUUAAAAAUUAAGCAAGAACAUUUUUAAAAUGUUUGUACAUUGUAAUUGAAUUUAAUAAAUAGGUUGGGAAUCUUAUCUAUUAGUACUCCAUUUUUUUGGUUA
Messenger RNA from Quercus lobata, 2898 nucleotides. Its product is annotated as protein NRT1/ PTR FAMILY 5.4-like. The transcript is spliced from 5 exons. Gene Ontology annotation, cellular component: membrane. The record is from RefSeq and is a predicted model, not a curated record. Bases 717 to 2786 code for a protein of 689 amino acids. Gene Ontology annotation, molecular function: transmembrane transporter activity. Lineage: Eukaryota; Viridiplantae; Streptophyta; Magnoliopsida; Fagales; Fagaceae. Gene Ontology annotation, biological process: transmembrane transport.